AUGGCGGCGGCGGCCGGGGCCGGGGCUUCAGGGUCGACGGCCCCCGCGGUAGCGGCUGGCACGCCGGGCUCCGGAGGCACAGCCCCCGGCUCACAAGGGGUGCUGAUCGGGGACCGGCUGUACUCCGGGGUGCUCAUCACCCUGGAGAACUGCCUUCUGCCCGACGACAAGCUCCGCUUCACGCCGUCCAUGUCGAGUGGCCUCGACACCGACACGGAAACCGACCUCCGCGUGGUGGGCUGCGAGCUCAUCCAGGCGGCCGGAAUCCUGCUACGCCUGCCGCAGGUGGCCAUGGCUACCGGGCAGGUGUUGUUCCAGCGGUUCUUCUACACCAAGUCAUUUGUGAAGCAUUCCAUGGAGCACGUGUCAAUGGCCUGUGUUCACCUGGCCUCCAAGAUAGAAGAGGCUCCAAGGCGAAUACGGGACGUUAUCAAUGUGUUUCAUCGCCUUCGACAUCUGCGAGAGAAAAAAAAACCUGUGCCUCUACUCUUGGAUCAAGAUUACGUUAACUUAAAGAAUCAGAUUAUAAAGGCGGAAAGGCGAGUUCUCAAGGAGCUGGGUUUCUGCGUCCACGUGAAGCACCCUCACAAGAUAAUCGUUAUGUACCUUCAGGUGUUAGAGUGUGAGCGUAACCAACACCUGGUCCAGACUUCAUGGAACUACAUGAACGACAGCCUUCGCACAGAUGUUUUUGUGAGGUUCCAGCCUGAGAGCAUCGCCUGUGCCUGCAUCUAUCUUGCUGCCCGGACGCUGGAGAUCCCUUUACCCAAUCGUCCCCAUUGGUUUCUUUUGUUUGGAGCAACUGAAGAAGAAAUUCAAGAAAUCUGCUUAAAAAUCCUGCAGCUGUAUACUCGGAAAAAGGUUGAUCUGACUCACCUGGAGAGUGAAGUGGAGAAGCGCAGGCAUGCCCUCGACGAGGCGAAGGCACAAGCCAAGGGCCUGCUGCCCAGCAGCACCCAGGUGCUGGACAGUGCAUCGCGGUUCUCGCCUGCCCCCAAGCCUGUGGAAUCCCCCAAAGAAGGUAAAGGAAACAAGCUUUCCCCACUCUCUAUGAAGAACACAAAGAGGAAAGUGGAGGGUGUGAAGAAAACCAAGGCGGACAGUCCGGUGAAUGGCUUGCCCAAGGGGCAGGGGAGUCAAAGCCGGAGCGGGAGUCACGAGCAGAGCUACUCAAGGUCCCCGUCACAUUCCGCGUCCCCUAAGAGAAGGAAAAGUGACAGUGGCUCCACAUCUGGUGGAUCCAAGUCACAGAGCCGCUCACGGAGCCGGAGUGACUCCCCACCACGACAGGCCCACCGGGGCGCCCCCUACAAAGGCUCCAAGGUGCGGAGCUACCGGAGACCCAAGGACUGCAAGUACUCUGCUCAGAAGCCACACAAGUCCCGGAGCCGGAGCUCCUCCCGCUCUCGGAGCCACUCACGGGAGCGGGCAGAUGCUUCUGGAAAAUACAAGAAAAAAAGUCAUUACUAUAGAGACCAGCGACGGGAGCGUUCCCGGUCUUACGAGCGAACAGGCCAUCGCUAUGAGCGGGACCACCCUGGGCAUAGCAGGCACCGGAGGUGA
Molecule: messenger RNA, 1563 nt
Organism: Rangifer tarandus platyrhynchus (Svalbard reindeer)
Lineage: Eukaryota; Metazoa; Chordata; Mammalia; Artiodactyla; Cervidae
Source: the annotation of a GenBank genome assembly